UACGGCGGCUUUCUGACGACCGCGUGAGGGAGGGAAGGAACGUCUCUGCCUGGGGUCGGGAAGCCUCGUCAAGCCGAGAAGCUGCCGGACUCGCCUCGGGUGGUUUGUAUUUGAGGCGCGCCCUCUCGGCUUACCACGUCAGUAGAGAAACAGCCCCAAGCGGCCAGUCGCGCGCAGCAAAAUAUAUAUAUAUAUAUAUAAUAAUAGUCGGAAGAAGGAAGCGAGAGCGAUGUCAGCUUGAAAACGCUACAAGUCUCUUGCGGUAAACCAGCGUGCUUUGGGGCUGGGAAAGAGGAAAGAAGUUAGGUCGCAACCGAGUUACAUGCAAGGUCUCGCAACCCUCCACCCCACCCUGUUUGCUUGCUUGCUUUUGAAGAAGCGAAGUAAAAAGAAUCCCGUUCAACACGGGACCGAGUUAUUUUAAUUUUCGCUGUGAGUUGAAGAUUUGAAUUGUUCAAAAUUUCCCGCACGCCGCUGACGCUCUGUAUAAAGAACUAUUUCUAAAAAAAAAAAAAAAAGAUACUACAAAAUGGAUUUUGAAAAGUUGCCAAGGUUUUCAUGAUGGAAUUUAAGUUUACACAAGAACGACUAUGUGUUUUAAGUCAAUGCUGAUGAUACUUUCUACGUCCUGGUGUGGUGGUCUUGAGCUUUUGCUCGAAAGCAACAUAAAAUGGAUCUGAAGGAAAGCUGUCCAAGUGUUAGCAUCCCCAGCUCUGAUGAACACAGAGUGAAGAAAAAAAGAUUUACUGUCUACAAAGUCUUGGUCUCAGUUGGCACUAAUGAAUGGUUUGUCUUCAGGCGAUAUGCUGAGUUUGACAAGCUGUAUAAUACACUAAGGAAACAGUUUCCUACAAUGAAUUUGAGAAUUCCUGCUAAGAGAAUAUUUGGAGAUAAUUUUGAUCCUGAUUUUAUUAAACAAAGAAGAGCAGGAUUGAAUGAAUUCAUUCAGAAUUUAGUUCGACAGCCUGAGCUUUGCAAUCAUCCAGAUGUAAGAUCAUUUCUUCAGAUGGACAAUCCAAAGCACCAAUAUGAUCCAUCUGAAGAUGAGGAUGAAAGAAAUAGUCAAAAGUUAAAUUCUACCUCACAGAACAUCAACUUGGGACCAUCUGGAAAUCCUCAUGCUAAACCAACAGACUUUGACUUCCUGAAAGUUAUUGGGAAGGGCAGCUUUGGUAAGGUUCUUCUUGCAAAACGAAAAUGGGAUGGAAAGUUCUAUGCUGUUAAAGUGCUGCAGAAGAAAAUUGUCCUAAACAGGAAAGAGCAAAAACAUAUCAUGGCUGAGCGCAAUGUGCUCUUGAAAAAUGUGAAACAUCCAUUCUUAGUUGGACUGCAUUAUUCAUUCCAAACCACAGAGAAGCUAUACUUUGUUCUGGAUUUUGUUAAUGGAGGGGAGCUCUUCUUUCACUUACAAAAAGAACGCACCUUUCCUGAACACAGAGCCAAGUUUUAUGCUGCUGAAAUAGCCAGUGCACUGGGCUACUUGCACUCCAUAAAAAUUGUAUACAGGGAUCUGAAGCCAGAAAAUAUUCUUCUAGAUUCAUUGGGGCAUGUUGUCUUAACAGAUUUUGGACUCUGUAAAGAAGGAAUUGCUACUUCAGAUACUACCGCAACAUUUUGUGGAACUCCAGAGUACCUGGCUCCAGAGGUAAUCCGAAAGCAACCCUAUGAUAACACUGUAGACUGGUGGUGUCUUGGAGCUGUUUUGUAUGAAAUGCUGUAUGGUCUGCCGCCCUUUUACUGCCGUGAUGUUGCUGAGAUGUAUGAAAACAUUCUUCAUAAACCGCUCCAUUUAAGGCCAGGUGUCAGUUUUACAGCUUGGUCUAUUCUGGAAGAACUCUUGGAGAAGGAGAGACAGAACAGACUUGGAUCUAAAGAAGACUUUCUUGAAAUUCAAAGGCAUCCCUUCUUUGAAUCUGUCAGUUGGAAUGACCUCUUAGAAAAAAAGAUUCCACCACCAUUUAAUCCUAAUGUGUUUGGUCCAGAUGACAUCAGGAAUUUUGAUGCAACAUUUACAGAAGAGAUAGUACCCUGCUCCGUUUGCAUUUCUUCUGAUUAUAAUAUUGUAAAUGCUAGUGUACUGGAAGCAGAUGAUGCAUUCAUUGGAUUUUCUUAUGCACCACCUUCUGAAGACUUAUUUCAUUAAGCUGAAGAUUGGAACAUUGGAAACUAUCUCUAGAGGAGUGAUGAAACUAUAUGAUUAUAAACAGUUUCUGAAAUAUAUGCUACAAGUGCCUCAUUUGAUCUGCUGAAGAACAAACUUUUUCUGCUGUAUUACGAGGAUAAUGGGCAUUUUGCAUUCCAUUUUUAGACUGUUAAACAUGCUGCACAAAAAUAUUUUUAAAAAUGCAUUUAAGUAAAAGUUCCUAACCUUGAAACUUUUAAAAUAAAGAUAAUAGCUGUUUUUCAUUCAGUUUACAUUAACCUAUCUAUAUCAGCUAUCUUUAUGAUCAGCACACCCAUUUAAUGGGCUUUGUAAUAUAUUGAAUUUCUAUGCUUGAAAUACAGCUAUGCAAUUACUUUGGUAAACUUCUGUUUAAAAAAUAAGCUUAACUACUUUACUUAACUGGCAAUAAUCAUACUAGUUUACUAACUAGAGGAUAUAUACAAUAUCACUUGGUUUAAUGUAAACCUGUGCCACUGUAAAUCAUGAUGGGCAUAUAUAAAUGAAGUCAUUUAUCACUUCACUUAAGAAUUUGAUUCAUUCCAGUUACCAAACACAGGAAUUUCUAAGUUAAAUAAUGGUGGAGCAAAUUAUCAUUUAAUAUUUGUUGACAAUACAUCUCACAAUGACCAUUUCUCCUCUUCUUGUAGAAGAAACUAAGUAUCUUUCUCCCCAAGAAAUAAAAAUUUAAGCAUCACGCCAUUUGUAGAAGAGAAACUCCUUCCUUCUAUGUUGAAAGCUAAUAUAUUACAAUUUGAUUAUAUUAAAAUAUUAUUUCCUUGUUAUCUGUAUUUUAAUUUCUGUUUCUUUUUAUUUGGACAAACACUUGGACAAUUUGCUCCCAAAUAAUGUACUAAUGUAUAACUUGUUCAUUUUUGGACAUGCAUGCACAUUUAUCCCAGUAUAAUCAGUGAUUUGAGGGUGAAGGAAUGAGCUUCAAAACAGUCUCUGUGAAAUUUGAAUAGUGAAUACUUUUUUCUUGGCUUUUACAGCCUCUGGUUGAAUAUAAAUCAAAUCUUUGCUUUACAAAUUAAUUUCACUUUAAAAUAUAAAGAAGUUUUUCUUUGGUUUAGUUGUCCCAUUCAAAGUAAAAGGAUGAACUUAUUUGAGACAAUCAACAUAAAUUGUAAUAUUGUUACUGUUUAUUUUUCUCACUAAUAAAUGGAAUUAAUAUUGACUAAGAAAAUGCAAGUAAUAUCUUAAAAAUACAAAUUAAAUAUAUAUUUAAGAUAAAAGAAAGAUGUGUUAUUUCAGGAAAUCUGAUUUGAAUAACGCUAAAAAAAAUGGUAACCUGUGAAGAUGUUUAACAAGAUGAUGUAUAUACUCUCUAUUAUUACACUGAUUAACAGUCUGAUUGUAGCAAACAAAAUACAGGUAGUCCUCAAUUUACGACCACAAUUGAGCCCAAAAUUUCUGUUAAGUGAGAAACGUGUUAAAUGAGUUUUGCCCUAUUUUAUGACCUUUCUUGCCACAGUUAAGUGAAUCACAGCAGUUAAGUUAUUAACACACUUGUUAAGUAAUCUGGCUUUCCUAUUGACUUUGUCAGAAGGUCACAAAAGGUGAUCACAUGACCCCGGGAUGCUGUGACCGUAAUACAUAUGAGUCAAUUUGCCAAGUGUCUGAAUUUUGAUCAUAUGACCAUGAGGAUACUGCAACAGUUGUAAAUGUGAAAAAUGAUCAUGUCACUUUUUUCAGUGCUGUUGUAAUGGUUACUAAAGGAGCUGUUGUAAGAUGAAGACUACCUGUAAUGUAUGGUGUAUAUAUACACAAGCGCACUUUUAUCUUCACCAUAGCAUUCUUCAUUGGAGUCCUAACAUCAGUUAUGUUCCUCAUACAAGAUUCAGUUUUCUCACACAAACCACAUAUCCGAUGAAGUAGCUAGUCAGGUUCAUAAAACCUUGGAGAAUAUAGAUUAUGUGGAUCAAUUUCAAAUGUAUUACUGGCCUAGUUUGGGUAGCAAAAUUGCCUUAAUCAUCCAACAGAUCACCUCUACCAUGAGUAUAACUUUGUUGAUCCUCCUGGAUCACUCAGCAAAUAUAUGAAGCCAUUUAGUAAAGUUGUGUUUGGUGCCAUCAGUAUGCUCACACCAUCAAUAAUAGUAUUCUGCUGAAAUGACGUCUAUAUUAGAGUAGAGUAUGAUGCAUUAUUCUUCAGUGAUCCUAUUCCAUAUUCCGGAGUUGGCAUGAGAAUGUGACUUCAGCAAACUUCUACUAAGCCAUGGUGUCCCAAACAUAUCAAUUUUGCUAAUCUUGUUUAAUUUCUAUAUUAAUCCAUUGAGUGAAUUAAUCAGGGGCUUUGGGAUUAAAGACUGCCUAUAUGCUAAUGAUGUGUAGCCCUUUUUUUCCCUCUGACAUUGUGUGUUCACCCAGCACUUGUGUGUUCGCCCGAUACCAGGCUGCGCCCCGGUGGUUGAGGACAUCUGUUUUAUGCCAUUUUCUGAAUUUGGUCCACUGUCUCCCAAAUAUGGUACACUAAACUAGGCCUAAUGCUCAUGAUGGAGUCUAACCAAUACAGAUCAUCAUUGAUUUGGAAACUAUUUGAAAUGAUACAGCCUAAAACUGCAUUUGCCUUUUUUUUUUUUUUUUGCUUUAAUUUAUAUGCCGCCCUUCUCCGGAGACUCAGGGCGGCUUACAAUGCGUUAAGCAAUAGGCUUCAUACUUUUGUAUAUUUAUACAAAGUCAGCUUAUUGCCCCCACAAUCUGGGUCCUCAUUUCACCUACCUUUGAAAGGAUGGAAAGCUGAGUCAACCUUGAGCCUGGUGAGAUUCAAACUUGUAGUAAUUACAAGCAGCAGAUGUUAAUAACAGUGCUUCAGUCCACUGUACUACAGGCUCUGGUUUUUGCAGUCAACCCCUGACAAUCCCUACUUAGUUUGUAAUUCACUACUUUUCUAAAAUCUUAAAAGGGGGUGAGUAUAUUGAACACAUGGUAAUGCUUCAGAAACAAUAGUUGUGAAUAGAUAAAAGGCCAGUUAAACUAACAAACCGAUAAUUAUUAAACAUUUUACUAAGAGCGGGGCUAUGUACAUAAGGAGUAUUCGCUUUUUUCCAUAGGUUUGCUUAUAAUGUGGCAUUAAUGCAAUAGUAGCUAAUCAACAUAAAUGAAUGUCUCAUGAAUAAACUCGGUGUUUCUCAGCCUGAGCAACUUUAAACUGUGUGGACUUCAACUCCCAGAAUUCCCAAGCCAGUAUGCUGAAGUCCACACAUCUAAGAUUGAGAAAUCCUGAAUUAACUGAUCUGAGGUAAAUCUUAUGCCUGAGUUUGUCAAGGCUGAAAAUCUUGUCAAGCACAACAUUUCUGUACAGCACUGUGAGACUGGCAAUUGUAUUACCAAGCACAGCGAGUUGGAAAUCUGGUGUUGGGCUUCGAUCCUUCUGAGGAGAGAGGAAGAUCUGUUGCUGCUGAAUGAAAGACGAACAAGGCAGUCUUGCCAGUGGCAGAAAUACAUGAAGGAUAGGAGGGAAGCGGAAAGAAGGCCCAAGGAGGAAAAAUAGGCAUAAACUUUUAAGAGACGAUACAGAAAGUUUAUUUAUUAAAGAGUUACAAUUUGAA
Molecule: messenger RNA, 5711 nt
Organism: Pantherophis guttatus
Lineage: Eukaryota; Metazoa; Chordata; Lepidosauria; Squamata; Colubridae
Gene: SGK3
Product: serum/glucocorticoid regulated kinase family member 3
Biological process (GO): protein phosphorylation
Molecular function (GO): phosphatidylinositol binding; protein serine/threonine kinase activity; ATP binding
Source: RefSeq, a predicted model, not a curated record